Messenger RNA from Panicum hallii, 2012 nucleotides. Its product is annotated as transcription factor bHLH112-like. Bases 156 to 1493 code for a protein of 445 amino acids. The transcript is spliced from 7 exons. Gene Ontology annotation, molecular function: protein dimerization activity; DNA-binding transcription factor activity, RNA polymerase II-specific; RNA polymerase II cis-regulatory region sequence-specific DNA binding. The record is from RefSeq and is a predicted model, not a curated record. Gene Ontology annotation, cellular component: nucleus. Gene Ontology annotation, biological process: regulation of transcription by RNA polymerase II. Lineage: Eukaryota; Viridiplantae; Streptophyta; Magnoliopsida; Poales; Poaceae.
CUCAGCUCAAGAGCUCAGCUUGCUUUCCCCUCCCUGCAGCUUGCCCAACCCAACAAGCCAAGCGAGCACUCACCACACUCUCUCUAUAUCGCUGGCUAGCUAAGCGAGAUACCAUCCGUGCUAGAGACGGUGCAGAUCAUCGGUCGGUCGACGGCAUGGGGGAUCACGCCGAGAUGUUGCAUGCCGCUCCGGCCGCCGUGUACAGCGGCGCCGGCGCCGGCGCCGCCCCUCAUGGCGGCGGCUGGUGGAACGCGGCGGUGCCCGCGCCGACGUGCUCGGCGGACCUGGCCGGGUUCGGCACGUGGUCGGCCGCCCUGGCUGCUAGCUACGAUAUAGCGGUCGAGGGGGGCAAGGCCAAGAGCGCCACCACGGCCUCGUCGGAAUCGCCAGGGAACAACAGCUCCGUGACCUUCCAAGAACCGGCCGGCGUCGCCGAUCCGGCCGGCAUCGGCGCCGCCGUGCACCAGCAGCAGCCUCUUGAUGCUGGUUACACCGAUUGGACACAUCCCUACAUGAGCAGUGGAACUACUUUGCAUGGGUUCCUGCAAGAUGGCCACCAGGACAUGAGCUCAAGAACUGAGCAGCAGAGCCCCAUGGCCGCAUCAAGCAUGAUGAACCCUUCAUCGAAUAACCUAGCCCUGCAAGGUCACCACCAAGAGCAGGACCACCACCACCAGCUGCUGUCCAGCUUCGGAUCCGAGCUGCUCCUGUCGCCGACCUCACCCUACGGCUUCCAGUCGUCGUCUCUGCUAAGAAGUCUCAUGGAGCCGACGGCGACGGCGGCGAAGCCGGCUUUGCCGGGGUUCCAGCAGUAUGAUCAGUACGGCCAGCAGAUGGGCCAGCAGGCGUCACCAGCAGCGGCGAGGUUCGCGCCAGGAGCUAUCCGGGAGCCACUCCAGUUCACCAACGACGCGCCCUUCUGGAACUCUUCUGCUGCUGGGUUCGGUGUGCCGGCGGCGGCGGUGCCUGACCAAGCUAGAGUUCGUUCUGUCAAACCAUCGCCGGCGCCGCGUGCAGCAACCCUUGCAUUAAAGACUGCGUUGGAAGGAGUAGGAGAGUCUAGCUCAAUCAUCACCACCAAGAAGAAGGCGAACGGCGAGCCGGCGUUCAAGAAGCCGAGGCUCGAGACGCCGUCGCCAUUGCCAACCUUCAAGGUUAGGAAGGAGAAGCUAGGGGACAGGAUCACUGCACUCCAACAACUAGUCUCUCCUUUUGGAAAGACGGACACUGCAUCGGUGCUCCAUGAGACCAUCGAGUACAUCAAGUUCCUCCACGACCAAGUUGGUGCCCUUAGUGCUCCAUACUUGAAGAACGGCCAUCAAGUGCACGUGCCCCAGCUGAAGAGCUCAAGUCCCGAGAAGUCCAAGGACAGUCAUGGCGAGAUAUCACUCAAGGGCCGGGGGCUGUGCCUGGUCCCGAUAUCCAGCACCUUCGCGGUGGCAAGCGAGGUGCCCGUCGACUUCUGGACUCCGUUUGGCGCCAACUUUAGGUAGAAGAAGGCUGGAACGAACAGCUCUGAUCAGAAGCGUCGUUGAACGAAUAGCUAGCUAUAGCUACGCAACAAAGUCGACCGACCUGAUGAUCGAUGUCUUAAUCUCGUCUACUAGUAUAUGAUCAUAAUUCAUAGCUAUAGUACUAAGCAGCAGCAGCAGCAGCAGCAGCUCUGGCAGUGACAAGGAUAGCACACUGAGCUAGCAGCUAGCUAAGAUGAACCUUUGGAAUGAGUGCUUGAAGACUUGGAUUCAUUCUCCAGGUUCAUCCGUCAGAGAAUAAUAAGGGAUCAGCUAAUAUAUUAUUUGCGAGGGCACAAGUCUCUACUGAUCGUCAGCAGCGUCUAAUUAUGAUUGGUUGUUAGGUUUCAUCAUUGGGUAGUUGCGAAAGGAUUUGUUAAAGAUGUGUAAUGGUUUUAGUUUAAACUAGUGACGACCAUGGAUCAAAGUGUGUAGCAGGUUUCUAUUGAUUGUACUACCAAAUAAAAGUGGCAUCUCUUGGAUUGAUCAGACCUCGCUUAA